GAGAGGAGGUGCCAGACUCCGGCGCCGCGUGCGGGCAACGAGGGGGAUAGGAGGCUGCUGAGGCGGCCGGAGGAGGAGGAGGAGAAAGGGAGCAGGGAGCAGGGAGCAGCGAGCAGUGAGCAGCGCCGCUUCGUCGGCCCGACGGUGCUGCUGCUGCCACUUCCCCGCUGGGUGCUCGCCUGCYCGCGAGCUCGAUCCGCUCCCGGAAACUCUCGGCUCGCGCCUCAGUCGCGCCGGCGGGGUCUCGACACGGCUCUCGGCCCCGGCGCGGCGGGCGGGGGAGGGGGGUUGCGGGGGGCAACUUCUCCACUUCUCCGGAGAAGGAUUUGGGCCGCCCCGCUCGGGGGGCGGUGGCGCCUGCGGUGCCCGCGGCAGCGGGAGAACUUUCGCCUCCGAUCGCGGGGCGGCGAGAGGGGCCCGGGUGCGCCGGCCKCGGCGGGAGCAGCUUGGCGGCGGCGCCGGCCCGGCAGCCUCGGAGAUGAAGCUGAGCCGGCAGUUCACGGUGUUCGGCAGCGCGGUCUUCUGCGUGGUGAUCUUCUCCCUGUAUCUGAUGCUGGACCGCGGCCACUUUGACCACCCAAAGAGCCCCCGGCGGGAGGGCACCUUUCCCAAGGGCCAGCUUUCAAUAUUGCAAGAAAAAAUAGAUCAUUUAGAACGCCUGUUGGCAGAAAAUAAUGAGAUUAUUUCAAACAUACGUGAUUCUGUGAUCAAUCUGAGUGAAUCAGUAAAGGAUGGUCAAAAAAAUCCAGAGGUUAUAAACUUCAGUCAAGGAUCUUUUGCUGAGCUGUUCCCUUCUGCUUCAUCUUUGCUUGCUGUUGAUUCUGAGGAUUGUUUAUUUGCUUCAAAAAGUGGAAGUCACAGUUCAGAUGUCCAGAUGCUGGAUGUCUAUGACAUUCUUCCUUUCGAUAAUCCAGAUGGUGGCGUUUGGAAACAAGGAUUUGAUAUUACAUACAAUGAAAACGAAUGGGACAGUGAACCACUUCAAGUUUUUGUUGUGCCUCACUCACAUAAUGAUCCAGGUUGGCUGAAAACUUUUGAUGAUUACUUCAGAGAUCAGACACAGCAUAUUUUAAAUAACAUGGUCAUAAAACUGCAAGAAGACAACCGAAGGAAAUUUAUAUGGUCUGAGAUUUCUUACUUUGCAAAAUGGUGGGAUGGAAUAGACACCCAAAAAAAGGAUGCUGUUAAAAGGUUAAUAAAAGAAGGACAAUUUGAAAUAGUAACAGGAGGAUGGGUCAUGCCUGAUGAAGCUUCUGCUCAUUAUUUUGCUGUAAUUGACCAAGUGAUAGAAGGACACCAGUGGCUAGAAAAGAACGUUGGAGUAAAACCAAAGACAGCAUGGGCAGUUGAUCCAUUUGGGCAUUCACCAACAAUGGCCUACCUUCUGAAGCGCACAGGAUUUAACAAUAUGCUCAUACAGAGAGUUCAUUAUUCAAUUAAAAAGCAUUUUUCAACACAAAAGACACUAGAAUUUUUUUGGAGACAGAACUGGGAUUUGGGAUCCAGUACAGAUAUUCUUUGUCAUAUGAUGCCUUUCUAUAGCUAUGAUAUUCCUCAUACCUGUGGCCCAGAUCCGAAAAUCUGCUGUCAGUUUGAUUUCAAGCGGCUUCCUGGAGGAAGAAUAAGUUGUCCUUGGAGAGUUCCACCAGAAGCCAUUCAUGCUGGAAAUGUUCAACACAGGGCCUGGCUUAUAUUAGAUCAAUAUAGGAAAAAGUCAAAACUUUACCGUACAAAAGUCCUGUUGGCUCCACUUGGGGAUGAUUUCCGCUACGUUGAGAGUUCGGAAUGGGAUCAGCAGUACCAGAAUUAUCAGAAGCUGUUUGAUUAUAUGAAUUCUCGUCCUGAUUGGCAUGUUAAGGCCCAGUUUGGAACUUUAUCUGAUUACUUUGAAGCUCUGCGCAAAGCAAGCAAUUUGGGUGAAAAGAGCAGCAAUUCAUUUUUUCCUGUUUUGAAUGGAGACUUCUUCACCUAUGCAGACAGAGAUCAUCAUUACUGGAGUGGGUACUUUACAUCCCGACCCUUCUAUAAACGCCUGGACAGAAUCUUGGAAUCCUACAUACGGGCAGCUGAAAUUCUCUACUCCUUCGCUUUAGUACAGUCCAGUAAAUUUGAGAAGAUGAGUGCAUUUCCUUCUGUCGAUAACUAUAAAUUGCUGACAGAAGCUAGGAGGAACCUUGGACUCUUCCAACACCAUGAUGCUAUUACAGGAACAGCCAAAGAUUGGGUAGUUGUGGAUUAUGGCACCAGGCUUUUCCAUUCAAUAAUGAACGUGAAGAAAGUGAUAGUUGACUCUGUUCAUGUUCUUAUCCUGAAGGACAAAAGUGCUUAUUAUUAUAACACAGCAACUCCAUUCCUGAAGAUGGACGAUGUUCAGGCUUCUCAAGAUUCUUUGCCGCGCAAGAUAGUUAUAAAGUUGACAUUGCAACCAAGAUACCUUUUGGUACACAAUCCUACGGAACAAGAGCGAUUUUCAGUGGUUUCAGUCACUGUGAAUUCACCCAAAGUUAAAGUGUUGUCUCCUUUGGGAAAACCUCUUACUGUCCAGAUUAGUGCUGUUUGGGAUGGAGCAACUACAGUAUCACGUGAAGCUUAUCAGAUCUCUUUUGUGGCACAUGUACCACCUCUUGGGAUUGCAGUUUACCAGGUCCUGGAGGAUGAGAAUUCAGAAGCAGUUUUAGCUGACUAUAACAUAUAUGUAAGGCAUAGCAGACAGGAUAAUCCAGACACAGUUUUCAAGAUAAAAGGGAUGCAGAAUUCUGUGGAUAAUAUAAUCUUAGAAAAUGCCUACAUGAAGCUGUGGUUUUCUGGAAUGUCUGGAUUACUGGAGAAAAUAAAUACCAAAGAAGAUGGUAAAAAUCAUCAAGUGAAGGUGGAUUUUGCUUGGUAUGGAACUACCAGUAACCGAGAUAAAAGUGGAGCAUAUCUCUUCAUACCAGAUGGUGAUGCCAAGCCUUAUAUUUUUACAGAUCCACCUACCAUAAGAGUUGCUCAUGGAAAGAUUUUCUCAGAAGUUGUUUGUUUUUUUCACCACAUGACACAUACUGUGCGGCUGUAUAAAGUCCAGGGUUUGGAAGGACAGUCUCUUGAAGUUUCCAAUAUUGUGGACAUUAGAGGAGAAUAUAACCGUGAACUUGCAAUGAGAAUUUCAUCUGACAUAAACAGUCAAAAGAGAUUCUAUAGUGACCUUAAUGGAUAUCAGAUCCAGCCCAGACUGACAAUGAGCAAGUUGCCUAUUCAAGCAAAUAUCUAUCCUAUGACUACCAUGGCUUAUAUCCAAGAUGUUGGCGUUCGUUUAACACUUCAUUCAGCUCAGUCUCUAGGUGUUGCAAGCUUGAAAAAUGGGCAGCUGGAAGUGAUCAUGGAUCGUCGACUUAUGCAGGAUGACAACCGUGGCCUUGGACAAGGUGUUCAGGAUAACAAGAUUACAGCUAAUGUCUUCCGACUGCUGUUGGAAAAAAGACAUGGAUCAGAUGUGAAUGAAGAGAAGGCACCAGUCAGUUUCCCAUCACUUCUUAGCCAUAUGACUUCUCUUUUCUUAAAUCAUCCUUUUAUUCCAAUGACAAUAAAUGCAGAUUCAGGUGUCCCAGAAUUGAUAAAUACUUUUUCUCCGCUGAUGUCAUCCAUGCCUUGCGACAUACAUUUAGUCAAUCUGAGGACAAUCCAAGCAAAGGUAGAUACCAAGCCAUCUGAUGAGGCUGCUCUGAUUCUUCACAGAAAGGGAUUUGAUUGUAGAUUUUCAAACAAAGACACAGGUCUGCUCUGUUCCACUACUCAGGGAAAGAUAAAGGUUCAUAAACUCUUUAGCAAAUUCAGAGUGGAAAGUCUUACACCCACAUCUUUAUCUUUGAUGCAUUCACCUCCAGAUGCCAGAAAUAUAAGUGGAAUAAAUAUGGGUUCUAUGGAGAUAAAUACGUUCCGGAUUCGGCUGAGAUGAAGCCCUGCUUUAAUACUCAGAGAAGAAAAAUCUGCAAUUGUAUCUCCUCUGAGAUUCAUGUGCAAUAAGAAGCACAUUGAUGUAAUUCCAGCUUCUGGAUACUGUGAGAAAAAGAUGCAUUCUAUUUUUUUUUUUUUUUACCAGCACAAUGAAAAGCCAUGUUGCAAGCAACUUUUUUUUUUCGUUCAGGUUUUUUUUGCCCCCCCCUCAUAAAAUAGCAGCAUCAUUAUCAGUUAACACAACAAGUGAAGAAAUUACUAAAGAUGUUAACCUCUCAACAGAUUAAAUCUCAGGUUAAAUGCCAAUUAAUGAUGUUUCUGGUGUUUUAAUUUUCAUAAAUAGGGGAUUGGAUUUUAAACAGCCUUCUUUUCUUGAUUCUUGAUGUAUUUAUGUAUGAAUAACUCAGUGUAGAAAGUCCUGAUGCAGCUUGGAAAUAAAAUGGAAUAAAAUGUU
Molecule: messenger RNA, 4387 nt
Organism: Malurus melanocephalus (red-backed fairy wren)
Lineage: Eukaryota; Metazoa; Chordata; Aves; Passeriformes; Maluridae
Gene: MAN2A1
Product: mannosidase alpha class 2A member 1
Exons: 22
Coding region: 479-3934 (1151 amino acids)
Biological process (GO): mannose metabolic process; N-glycan processing; protein deglycosylation
Cellular component (GO): Golgi membrane
Molecular function (GO): carbohydrate binding; alpha-mannosidase activity
Source: RefSeq, a predicted model, not a curated record